AUGGCGGACCAGAUGCUCAAAGAUCGGCAAGACGUCCCCAUCUGGAACGCUAUCGACGCCGGCAACUUCAAGCAAGCCCUGAAGCUGGUUGACAAGCGGCUAGCUAAGAAACGAACUGAUUAUUUUGAGGCUCUGAAAAUAUAUAUUCGGUCCAGAUCACCGCUAUUAGCGGAGAAGCAGGCUGUACUUUUACAUCUAGACGAGUUGGCCGAGAAGAAGAAAGCUAUUGCGGAACUAGAGACGGUGGAGUUGUAUGAUGAGGCUUUUGGGGAGGUCUUGCCUGAGCCUCAGGAGAGCUGGGAUAAGAUUAUCGGGGAGUUGAGAUGGCUAUGUGUCAAGUCUCAGCCGAAGAAUGAAGAUUUGAGCUUGAAAUGCUUUCAAGCUUGUCUUAGAAAGGGUGAUUUGGAGCAUGCUAAGCAGAUUUCUGAGAAAUAUCCAGAGAAGCAGAGGAAAUUAUGGGGCUCGCUGGCCUUUGCCCAAAUCGGAAAAUUAGCAACUGCGACCAAACAAGCCACAUUAACCCGAUCCCGGCAGGAUCCAAAGAAGCUGCCAAUUCGGUCACUACAGACACCACAAGAGUUGCUUCUUCUGCAUAGAGUUACAGAAGCUCUUGGGAAACCAGAGCAGCGAUUAGAAUUUCUCAAUGAUCCCACGCUUGGACCAGAGUCGGCAGUUGCAAAAGGCGAAUGGCAACUGUGGAGAUUCAAGUUGAAUCUCUUGGAAAAUGCCGCAAAGUGGCAAGAGCUGUAUGAAACAACCAAAUCUUUGCUCAAACGGGCAAGAACUAAGGAUCAGUCUGGCCAGCUUUCGGAAUCCGGGUUGAGUGACUGGAUUGUGUGGGAGGCGUUUAUACGAUCAGCUGUGGAGCUGCGGAAUCACGAGCCUAAGGACGCUGUGAUUGCGGAAGUUGAAGCUCACUUAGAUCCAGCUUGCGAAAUUGACAAAAGCUGGAAGCGGAACGCUUCACUAGCCUUGGUCAAAAUAACUUUCGUCAGCAGCUCGCCAUUCCAAGCUCAACCUCAUGACAGAAUCCCCGUGAUUAUCAAGUACUUGCAGAAAUAUGGGAAUGCGAGCACAGCGUACAAUGACCUUAGACCUUUCGUAGAACAGCUGAAUGUUGAGGAUAGAAAACAAUUACUGGAGCUUAUCUUAAAAGAUGCAAUAUUCGAGGAGACCAAAGAGGACAAAGACAUCAAGACCACAAACAGAAUCACUCAACUUAUCAACACAUACAAGCUGAGGUACCUUCUCACAAGCAGUCUGCCAGAAUACCAAAUUCGCGCAGGCGCAGCGUACAAAUCUAGCCGCAAUGGCUCAAACGGGCAAUACUCGACAUCGUCGCUCAGACAACUCGCGCAAGAUGCUGCGAAAUCGUACCUUGCGGCAGUCCAUGGAGGACGAGCUGCCUGGAAUCUUUUACCGACAGAUACCCAUCCAGCUGACGAUCUAUGUUUAUUGUCUGCUAUGUGUUUAUUCAAACUAGCACUAGCCAGUACCGAAGACUCUGAACCUCUCUCAGGUGCUAAAGCUUCAUAUGUAUUGCAAGCUACGGCGCUGCUAGAGUACGCCCUGACACACUCGCAGCCGAAUUUUCAAAUGUCUUUAUUGCUAAUUCGUCUGUACUAUUACCUUGGGUGUGGUUCGAUGGCUAUGCACGCAUAUAAACGUCUUGGACUCAAACAGAUCCAGCUUGAUACCUUGUCAUAUACCCUAUUUGAUAGAAUAUCGACGUUCCACCCGCACCCAUUUUCACACUUCGUUUCGGAUUCCUCGCCAUACCGAACACCUAUUGAGAGCCUUCAAAAGCAGCAAAAGAUGUAUAGGAAUUCUCGAGAUCAAAUCAGCAAAAAUAUAUGGCUGUCAUAUAAGCAUGGUAGCUACAAUUCCAUAUUUGAGAUUAAGGAGGUGUUGGAUACUUUAUCCCGCACUUUAUCAGCAGCCAUGUCUGUUGUUGAAAGCCGGAAAAUCUCUGGUCUGAUACCAUCGAAGACUGAAUCAGGUGCUUCUGAUGGCGGUUUCGAUAUCCUUCCACCCAACUUAGAAGCCUCAGAGUCUCCCUUUUCAGACACGAAUGAUUACGCCACGUUUCCGAACUUUGAGUGUACUCAAGGACCGCGAUUCGAGGAGCUGUGUAGAUUUGUACCAGCCUCGUCGGACUAUCGAACGCGAAUCAAUCUCGCAGCGGAGAAGUUGGCACAGCUCUUGCAACCAAUCCCAGAAGACAAAGGAGGCAAAGCUGCAUCCCACUCCGCACUGCAAUCAUUCCUCGCUUCUCCCCCUGAGAAAUUCCCCAAGUCCUCCGGGGAUCUCCUCACGCAACCAGAAGAACUCACCAGGCAGAGCUACGAUGCCAUGGCCCUCAUCAUCCAAGAUGUCUGCGAUCGCGAACGCUGGGCCGAUCAAAAAUUCUCGGAGCAGUUGGAAUCGCACAACAAGGAGUUGUGCGAGAGUCUGGAAGAACAGCGGUCUCUUGUAGAGAAUAUCAAGGCACCGGUCCCUGCGCUAGCAUGCACACUACAUGCACUGUACACAGGGUAUGAAGCCGGUAAAACAGCAUCGAAAUUCAGCGUCUACCUCUCAAGCAAGGCGAAAGACAUUCCUGGCAGCCAAAGCCAAAGCCAAGGCGAAGCGAACCAGAAGAUUGCCGCGGCGGCACAGCGGCUCUUGCAAACCGUUGCAGAGAAAUGUGUAGCCAUUAAAAAGGGGUUGGAUGAAGGGGGUUUGAUUGAUAAAGUGCUGGAUAGUGUGUUACAGGGCCCUGAUGGCACCGAUGCCGACGUAUCUGUGUUGUGUGAGCUGAGAGAUUCGCUCGAUGAAUCGCAUCUGGAGCUCUGGGCUGGAGAUGUUGUGGAGAGUUGGCGGGAUUCUGUUGUUGGGCUUUCGUGGCUGAAGGUAUAG
Messenger RNA from Lachnellula hyalina, 2898 nucleotides. It is a transcript of the gene psidin, whose product is annotated as Phagocyte signaling-impaired protein. NCBI's taxonomy places the organism in Eukaryota, Fungi, Ascomycota, Leotiomycetes, Helotiales, Lachnaceae. The coding region runs from base 1 to 2898 and encodes 965 amino acids. Gene Ontology annotation, cellular component: cytoplasm; NatB complex. Gene Ontology annotation, molecular function: protein-N-terminal amino-acid acetyltransferase activity. The record is from RefSeq and is a predicted model, not a curated record. Gene Ontology annotation, biological process: N-terminal peptidyl-methionine acetylation. The transcript has 8 exons.